Messenger RNA from Aspergillus homomorphus CBS 101889, 1370 nucleotides. Its product is annotated as putative transcriptional regulator. The transcript has 2 exons. NCBI's taxonomy places the organism in Eukaryota, Fungi, Ascomycota, Eurotiomycetes, Eurotiales, Aspergillaceae. Gene Ontology annotation, molecular function: DNA-binding transcription factor activity. Gene Ontology annotation, biological process: regulation of DNA-templated transcription. The record is from RefSeq and is a predicted model, not a curated record. The coding region runs from base 263 to 1345 and encodes 360 amino acids. Gene Ontology annotation, cellular component: nucleus.
CUACUAUUCCCAGGGCAGGGGUUGAAGCAAGCUCAAGAUUAGCAAAGGCUUGGUGGCUGUGCACAAGCAUCGGCUAACAAAUCACAAGCGUGAUACAAUUCAUCGAUAUCAUCAUCCAUCGCAAGCUUGCUUUCCCGUUAUCAUCAGUCGCGCCCCGUUUGGCGCGGCGUUAUUCGAACCCCCCACGCGACCUCCCACCGGACCGUUGCCUAAUCGUAUCGGACAUUUGUCUCGGAGCGAUCACGUCAACAAGCCUUGCACAAUGGCGCCGAAAUAUGCGCUCUCGGAGUCCGAGUCUGAGUCCGAAUCGACGUCUGCCCGUGCGGCCGUCCCGUCGGACGCGCUGGAACAAGCUUUACGCGACACCGUCGCCAAGAUCUACAAAUCGGGCAAAUUGGAGGAAUUGACCGUCAAACGUGUCCGUCUCGCUGCUGAGAACGCGCUAAAGCUAGAGGAGGGAUUUUUCAAGUCCCAGGGAGAUUGGAAAGCUAGAAGUGAGGAGGUCAUUCGCGAUCAAGUGGAAAUUGAAGAGAGAGCCGCCGAACGGUCAGCCCCAGAGAAGGUUGAAAGUGAAUCGGAAAGUGAAUUGUCCUCGGAAGACGCGAAGCCCGCGAAAAGAACAAAAUCGAAUAAUACCGCUGCAUCGCGUAAACGCCAGAAGACCAGUCCGUCGGACGCUGAGGAAGACGAAAGUUCGAACGCAUUGGAGAAAGAUGAUGGGGACGAAGUAAAGCCUUCCGCCAAGAGGCAAACAAAGGCCACCGCCAAAAAGCAGACCAAGUCCAGUGAAGAGCCCUCUCUCAGCGAUUCUCCUGACACUACCAAGGGGAAAGAAGCCAAGUCGGAAGAUAAAGUCGAUUCUGAGAGUGAAAUGUCGGUGGUCCUUGAUGAAGAGCCGAAACCCGUGCGCAAGCGACAGAAGAGCGCCGAGACGUCCUCACGGAAAGGGAAAAAGGCGACUGCGGCCAAGGGCAAAGAUGCGGAUCAGGAUCCCAACCAAGCUGAGAUUAAGCGACUGCAGGGCUGGCUGAUCAAGUGCGGGAUUCGCAAGAUGUGGGCGAGGGAGCUGGCUCCUUUUGACACCCCCAAGGCCAAAAUCAAACACCUCAAGGACAUGUUGAAGGAUGCCGGCAUGGAAGGGCGCUACUCCGUGGAAAAAGCCAACUGCAUCCGCGAGGAGCGUGAGCUCAAAGCGGACCUUGAGCUGGUGCAGGAAGGCGCCAAGCGAUGGGGCAAGGAUGGUGGCAGUGACGACAGUGAGGACAGCCGGCCUAAACGGAGGUUGAAUCGCGGGCGUCGAGGCCUAGCCUUCUUGGAAGAUGAGGGUGGUGACGAGACGGACUGAUGGUCAUGGAUUGAUGUCGCUGAUU